Molecule: messenger RNA, 3732 nt
Organism: Epinephelus lanceolatus (giant grouper)
Lineage: Eukaryota; Metazoa; Chordata; Actinopteri; Perciformes; Serranidae
Source: RefSeq, a predicted model, not a curated record
CCGGUGCCGUAUGCGUGUGUGGAUGGUGCUGCCUGGGUGAGGGAGAGGGAGUGAGUGAGCCGUGUGCUGUGGCUUAUCCUUGUCCUAUGCGGAUUUCACCACUGACUGCCCGCCCGAGCGGCUCGCAUCAUCCAGGGUAGGCCGGAAUCUCAACGGUGACUUUCCCAUUCAAGGAAACACUCACUGUUCGGCUGCUCUCUCACGUUUGCCGGAUACAGGAGCGGAGGGGAUAAUUGUGGUUGCCCUGCUUAGCAGAUCCCAGGGGAGGGGAUAUUAUCGGGACUUGGAGAGGAGACAGCGAGGAGGCGAGGAUGCUCUGUGGACACGGCGAGAGAUGAGCAAUGGGCAAGGGGCAUCCUUUAAGUCCUGACAGAGAAGAGGAGCCGUCAUUGCCAUAGCUACCUCUCCUCUCCUCUCCUCCUCCGGUCCACGUUCCCCCUUUCACCCCCUCUCUUCACCUGUUGAGUGUUUGUUUGUUUGCUUUCCGCUUGCUAUCCCUCUACAUCCUCCGAUUACCUGUCGCCAUGACAACCUCAGCCCUGCGCCGGCAGGUGAAGAAUAUUGUGCACAACUAUUCAGAAGCAGAGAUCAAGGUUCGAGAGGCCACCUCGAAUGAUCCAUGGGGCCCGUCCUCGUCUCUCAUGUCAGAGAUUGCUGACUUGACCUUCAAUGUGGUGGCGUUUGCCGAGGUCAUGGGCAUGGUGUGGAAACGCCUCAACGACAGUGAGGACCAGAUUACUGAUGUUUUCCUGCAACUUUUUAACCACAACUUGAGUAGUACUUUUUUUCUUAAAGUUCAAGUUGAUCAUGAAAAUCUUUUUUGUCUAUGUGUGGUUCAGACGCUACGAGACUUCCAGUAUGUGGACCGUGAUGGCAGAGAUCAGGGGGCCAACGUGAGAGAAAAAGCACGCCAACUGGUGUGUCUCCUCCGGGAUGAGGAGCGGCUCCGCCAGGAGAGAAGUCAAGCCCUGAAGACCAAGGAGCGAAUGGCUGGGGGAGGCAGUGGUGGGGGCGGAGGGGUGUACGGAGGGAUACCGCCAUCCUAUCACCCAGGCAGACGAACAAGCCAGCCCAGCAUGGCUGUUCUGUACGGGGAGGAAUUCAGCCGCUCCAGAGGCUCUCCAUCCUCUUUUAACUCCUCAUCCUCGUCUCCUCGUGCCGCCUCAGACCUGGAGCAGGCUCGACCUCAGACAAGCGGCGAGGAGGAGCUGCAGCUCCAGCUGGCUCUAGCCAUGAGCAGGGAGGAGAGUCAGAAGGAGCAGUGCUGUCGCCAAGGAGACGAGUCUCUGUUACAGAAGGCCCUGGAUGAGAGCAGGAGAGAGAGUCAGUCGGGGACACAGGAGUCUGCAAUGCUCGACCUAGUGGACAUAUUUGGCCCCUCAUCUGAGGCCGCACCUCAGCCUACUGACCCGUGGAACUCUGCCCAACCCACCAGUGACAUCACCUCUGACCCCUGGGACUCUGUAGCGGUCCACUCCAGCACACCUGUGAUCGGUAGCCCUUGGACGGCCCCUCCCUCAUCUUCCAACGCAUCCAAUCCUUGGGCUCCAUGUGCAGACUCACACACAGACCCCUGGGAAACGGCGCCUGUCUCCUCCAGUCCUGUCAAUCAUGCGUGGGACAGCCCAACAGACGGAGGUGGUGAUGGAAAAGAUCUGUUUGCUGCUCAGGAAGAGGAGAAACAAGAUGUUCCUCAAGUGUCCUCUCCUACACCUGCUAGUCCCACAGAUGCAGAAUUGUUUGGUGUAAAGGCGGACUCUGACCUGUUUGCUGGAGCAGAUUCCAAGCCAGAUCCAUUUGGGAGCGACCCACCAGUAAAACCCCAGGUCAAUGGGCGAGAGUCAUCUAGCCCAGAGAUGUUUGAUUUGUCCCGGCUAGCACCCCCGCUCAGCGCCCCACCUACACGUGUAUGUCGAACCCCGGAGGCCUUCCUAGGACCCACUGGGGCCUCUCUGGUCAAUUUAGACGCUCUGAUACCCUCCAACCCCCCUAGCAAGACGCACAACAACCCCUUCCUCUCAGGUCUGAGUGCUCCGUCUCCAACCAACCCCUUCCACUGCGACCAGCCUCGCCUCACCCUCAACCAAAUGCGACCAUCGUCUACAUCCCCAUUACCCCCCCACAUGCUCUCCUACAGCCCAUCGCUGCCUCUCCCUCUGCCCCACCAGCCACCCAUUCUCCCCUCCUCUCUUACACAACCUCCCGCUGGACUCCUGGACCUUCCCUCCAACCUCCCGCAGCCCCUGCUCCCCCUUUCUCCACGACCGGUGCAGCGCACUCAAUCACAGACACACAGCCACAACCCUUUCCUCUGAGACCUCCUGCAUCUUUCCAGCUCUGGUCUGCAGAGGGAGACAACAGGAUGGACUCUUUUUGGAUUAAUCUAUGCCGACUACAAUGAGACUAGUUUAAAUGAGCCUGAACUGGACUGCGGAUCCUGGUCUGAUGUCAUUGUGCACACUUGAAGCGGAUAAAACUCGGACUGGAUGUAUUUGUGUCUGUCUAAUGACACAUCAGCUGCUAUAUAACCUGAACUCUUGAAGAAAAGCUAACACACACACACACAUACGCACACACACAUGCACUCAGGCGCACUUAAGGGUGCAUAGACACAAACAUGCACACACCACCAAACUAACAGGGUGUAUCUCAACAGUCCCUUCGAUGCCUUUGCCCCAUCCACAGUGACAAGUCUGAGCACCCACAGAGCCAGAACUGUUCCUUUAGAAGAUCGUGAUGAAGCCACAUACUUUGAUUGUCCACCAAGAUUCACCAGGAUCCUUACCUCUGCUGCUUCACCGACGAAAGCAUGAAUGCAUCCCACCCCCCAAGACUCCAAACUAUUCUAUUCUGUGGAGCACCUGAGGCGAGUUCUUCAAAUAAAUCCUCUUUUUCUGACGAGUCAAAUUGUAUCUUGAGCUUUGUUGGCACAAAUGAAUCACCGCAGAAAGCCCAAAAAUGCGUUACUGUUAGAUUCAAGACAGCAAUCAGCACUGUUCAAGAACUAAUUGACUCAGGUAUUCCUUCCCACAUACGGUAUACAUGAUGAUAUCUAUUUUGCAUUGCCUUGUUACCUUGCAAGCUCAACAGCAUCUGGUCCUGAGUUAGUUACGUUAUUUGUCGUAGUCACCCCAAGAGGAUUCAGGUGGAAUCAAAACUGGACUAAACCAGCCUAAUCUUAACCUUACUUUCUCAAUCUGGACCUAAACUGAUUACUGAUUGUACCCUAUCGGACCCGCGUGCCUGUCUCUACAGCUGACCCACAAUGCAUUCCUGGCUGGUUCAUAUUGGCGCCAUGAAGGAGGACCUCAGGGAGACCGCUCUGUCCCUUCUCCAGUGAAAUUCAAGUGAAUUAGUGAAUGGAAAGGCAUUUGUCUACGGAUAAAACGACAGGGAGAUUAAUGAUUUUAUGUCAGAUAUGAGCAUUAAAGUGAAGAAUGAUGAGAAUAGAUAAAGGAGGGGGGAGGAGUAAAAGAAAGAUGAAUAGAAAUAAAGUACAAAUGAUUACAGAUGAUAAGCUGAUGUAUUGAGCAAUAGCUCAUCUACUCCGCUCCUCCUUUUCUUCGGUGUUAGGAACAGACGAUACGUUUGGUCAUCACUGCACUGAACCUGGACUUGAAUGUGAAAUGCCUGCCUAUAGAUACACACAGGCUUAGUACAUAUGUAUUUAACAGAAUGAUACCUAUAUAUCAGGUAUCAGGCCUAUAAGUAUUAUGAAAUAUUAUACCAAUA